Cylindrotheca closterium is the source of this 1818-nucleotide messenger RNA. NCBI's taxonomy places the organism in Eukaryota, Bacillariophyta, Bacillariophyceae, Bacillariales, Bacillariaceae. The record is from the annotation of a GenBank genome assembly.
AUGUUUGAUAAACUGAUGAAGUCUAAGCACCAGGUGCGUGCGGGGUUUGGCAAUUCAGACCGUGUCUUUACUCCCCCAACCCUGAUCCCAUUCCAAGGGUGUGGACAAGGCAAUGGGGCAGGACCUCCUAUCUGGGUUGCAAUUAGCUCCAUUCUCUCGGGGAUGAUUAUUUGCAAAGGCUUUGGCUUUGACUUUCUGAUGUCAAUAUCUUGGGCUCCGCUCUUGGCCGAUUGCUUUUGUUUUGUCGAUGACACUGAUGUCUGCCAAGCAGCAUUGUCUCCUGACCAGUCUAGGGAAUCUGUUGUCCCAGAGGUGGCCAAAGCACUGACAUGGUGGUCCAACGGCGUCCGCCUUACUGGUGGCGCCAUCCGACCAGAUAAAUCCUUUUGGUAUCUGAUUGGCUUCAAGUGGAAUGCCCAACAAGGUGUAUGGAAAUUCCGACGGAAGGGGGAUUUCAAACCACCCCUUCUUCCAGCAGGCAUGUCGGAAAUUGCGGUUGAACUGGAUGAUUUUGAUGGCACCCCAGUGCAUCUACAGUGGUUGGAACCGCACAAAUUGGCUAAGACUUUGGGUAUCCUGAUGUCCCUCUGUUUAUACAGGAAAGUGCAACUUGUGGUGAUGAAGGGGAAAGCAAAAGCAUGGGCGGAUCAGAUCCAACCUAGCUUCCCCCACCAAUACAAUGUCCUCCCUCUCUUUUGCACCACAAUCCAGAAGACUUUGGAGUACCCCAUGGCGCUCACCUCCUUCUCUCAGCAGAAGUGGGACCAGAUACAAUCUCCAGUGCUCAGGGCGGCACUUCCAAAGGCUGGUAUCUGCCGCAACUUUCCUCGUGCUAUGGUCUAUGCCCCAAUUGCACUCCAAGGAGUUGGUGUCCCUCAUCCAUACGGUCUCCAGGUCAUCAAGCACGUGGACAUGCUACUUUGCCACCCGGCCAAUAAGACCAAGAUGGGCGCCUUCUUGGAGGCAGUCCUCCAGGCACAUCAGCUUGAGACCGGUACCUUUUACGGCCUCUUCCAACAAGUCUAUGCCACCACCUCCAUCCUGGCGUCUGACAUGUGGGCAAAGCGGACCUGGAGUGAACUCAACUCUCUCUCAAUCCACCUCGAGUUUGAUCCCCCCUCUCUUCAGUCACUACACCAAGGAGACCAACUGUUAGUUGACUUGUUCAUCAAUUCUUUGGUGGACCAACUUACUUUGAAAUGGCUCAACUGGUGUCGGAUCUUCCUGCAUGCAGUCACUGUUUCUGAUAUUGUGAAUGCUGAAGGAACAGCAAUUACUUUGCAGGCAUGGAAGGAAAUAAGAGUGGACAGCUGUUCUGAAAUAAGAGUGGACAGCUUUCUCCGUUGUCCUGGAAGUGGCAAUACUCCCCCGCUACCAAUACCCUGUUCCACCGUGAGGGUCAACUAUGGAUCCCAUCCGUCCCUCUCGCCUCCACCAGCCGUUACCCCACCUUCUACAUGCCUUGCCGAAUCAACCCUGACCUCCCACCUUUACCAUCUGGCUAAAUCAGAUUCUCACGGCUGGGUUCCAGAGGUCAUUACCAUUGAAGGUAGUGAGGACCGCCUGGUUCAGGCCCGUCUUGUCGAUACCCUUCGUGCUCUGAGUGACGGCUCUUACAAAGCUAAAGUGGGCAUAGCAUGCGCUCAAAUUCUCACUGAGGACCGCAGUUCAUCUGGAUCACCUGCUAACCCCUGGGAAAUUGGAGGAUCAGAGUUCAACGCGCAGCAAAUUGAUUGGCCUUAUGGCUUCUCUCCUGGUGUUGAACUGGAUGUCUCAGGUCGCCCACCCGAAACUCUUUGCCCGCCAACCGUCGGUUGA